Molecule: messenger RNA, 856 nt
Organism: Andrographis paniculata
Lineage: Eukaryota; Viridiplantae; Streptophyta; Magnoliopsida; Lamiales; Acanthaceae
Exons: 5
Coding region: 278-631 (117 amino acids)
Source: RefSeq, a predicted model, not a curated record
GCAACUGUUGAGAUUUGUCGAAUCUCUGCAGCAAUUUUAUGUGCUUGCUGCUCGAAUUCGAUCUCGCAACGUCUUUUCCGUUCAUCAAAUCUGCGUGCAAUUCGUUUAUUUUACACAGUUUCAUACACGAAAUAGUUACUAAAUUGAUUCGACUGUUGACAUCUUAUCUUGAUUUGUUCGUUUGGUUUCGACUCGCCCGAUACAGAUCUGAUAUUGUCUUUUGGAUUUAAGUGUCGACGAUAGGUUUUCGAUUUAAUUUGUCUGGCAUAUCAAGCACAUGGCUUCCUCAGGGACCUCAAUGUCGUAUUCUUUACUACUGUUUAUUGCUACACUUUCUCUACAAGAAAUGUAUAGAGCAAAACUAGCUUCUUCAGAGUUAUAUACUAUACUUGGAGGAUUCACCAGCUCUCUCAUUUUUCUUUUUCUGCUCACGUUCAUUGGAAACUAUCAAGAAAUUAGCGGUAUUAAGACUGGAUGGGGUGCAGUUAUAAUUGCAGAGACAGUGGCGCUCAUAGCUGCUGGAACUGUGCAUAGAGUUUGCAUCACAACCUGCUUCUUGUUUUCUGCUGGACUGUUGUACGAGGUCAACAAGCUCUCAGGAAUGUCUGAAUCUAAAGCUAAAAGGUUCUGAACCGAAACUUGUUCUUCCUUAAACGAUCCCUUUUUGUCUGGCUGUAUCAACUUUAAUCGAUCAAAGUGUAGACGAGCAAUUUCCAUGGAAAACAAUAUAUGUAUGCCAACCUAGACAGCAGCCUUUGCUCUCAUUUGGACGGUCAGCUGCGCCGUUAUACUGUAAAAUCUCACAUUGACAUUUACAGUGCAGUGCAAUCAAGGUUAGACUGUUAUUAUCAUUUUA